UGACAGGGAUCAUUUUCAUCCUCGUUUGCAUUUCACGUCCUACUCUUGACAUUUUUGGACACUUUUUUCUCUAACCUCCUUUUGCUCUUCUUUUUCUAUAACCGUUGGACGAAUUAAGGUAUUUGAGCCGCAGGAAGAUCGAUCGCGGUGUCUUAGAUCAAAAUGUGGUUGAAGGUUUCAUCGAAUUUCCAUCGGUCGAAGAAGCCGGUAAUUGGAACUCCUACUUUGGUCGGAAAGACCUUGGAUGAUAAUGAAUACCAGUCCUUUCCUCUUGUUUCUGGUGCGCAGAAAGAAAACAAGUAUCAUGCAAAAACUUUACCAACCCCGCCGAAGAACCCUUUGGAUCCGCGUCGGUCGGACACGGUUGGGAUUGCAGGGAGUUCAUAUUCGCAAGAUUCUAUGGCAGACAGCCGACGUAAACCCUCAAUCAGUUUGACGCAAUACCUCCCUCAGGACUCCAACACUCCCGGGCGAACGGACAGUAUUUCAAUCUCACCUCCCGACUCGCCGGUUUUCCUUGGCCAUGGACCUGCUAGUUUGGGCAGCUCUCGAGUCUCAUCCCUAGAGGACGAAUUCGACGAGUACUUCGGGGGUGGACAAGCGGAGAAAACAUUCACCAGCCACAUACCGGUUUUGUGCAAACACCCAGUUAAUCAACAAGAAGAUCCAACACCUUCGUUCACGCGACCUGCUACCGGAUGGGAUACGUUCUCCCGUGAGCCGAAGAACAUGGACACAUUUGCGCACGCGGCUCCUGGGUGCACGUUCGAAACGCACAUAAGCUCCGAUGCUAGACCUAUAGAGUCUCGUAGUUCGGACGUUCUCAACUGGGGGAGAGAGCAGAAAAGAAAGCUCUCAGGAGCCCGUAGCCGGCCAAAAGAAAGUGACCUCUUCCUUCCACCCAACACACGAGUGCCUUGGAAAGGUGCCAGUGGAAGAUCUCCGAUAGUGGAACCUUUGCAGGAAAAGCCAAGAGCCAGGUCUUCAUCUCGUGUGCACUUGUCGAGGAGUUCCUCUCGGUUAAGAAGUCGAGAGAGCCCAUCUCCCAGUGGCGCAUAUCUUGGUGAUUUUCCUUCAGUUGUCACGACUAUCACGGGUGGUGAAGUAAACACGAAGUUUCCGGAGAUGUAUGCGCCAAGCAAGAAUAUCCACCGAACAGUGUUUGAGGAGCCGACCCCUCCUGCGACUAGCGCCAGCAGCCGUGCUCCGCCACGCGUCAAUCUACCGGAGCCUGAUUUCACCAAUACCCUUGCUGACUUAAAACUCACCAACGAAGAUGACUUCGGUCUGCCUUUGAGCCGUUUCAGUGUAACUACCUACGAGCCUACAGAAGCAGGUAGUUCCACCGCAACAGGAAGUCCGCGAGGGAGUAUCGACGCUGCUUCCCAGUCUACCGAGUAUCAACCUUCCAUCAUGUCUAGAAAACGUCCCGUUCCCAGCGCGGUAGCUCCGUUACGGAAGCCCACCCCGUCUCAAACAACGAACGAACUUUUGCCUUGUACCCCAAAGCAACAAACCCAAAAUCGCAUCGAAAUGUUGGAAGCAAGGAGAGACUACCUUACACGCCGCAAAGCAAGCAUCAAUACCAUGAUUUACGAGUUGACGCAAGUCAUCCAGCCCAGUCCCAUUGCUUACGAUCUGGCCGCAAGGGACGAGGUCAAGAAAACGGUCGCCAGCUUGAACAACGAGCUGGCUGAUAUUAAUAAAGAAGAACACGAGAUUGGCAUGAAAUUAUUCCGAGCAUGGAGGAAGCGUGACGAACAGGAAUGCUAUGGUGGCAGCAGUGGCUUAUGGGUUAAACGAGUGACCAGCUGAAGGGCGAUUCUCUAGGCUUUUUGACAUUCUUUUCCUUCCCCUAUUAUUUCCCAUCAUCUUUCUCCUCGACAUAUUUCGCUUUAAAGCCUUUUUAAUUUGUUGACAUUUUUCUUCCUUCCUCUCCCUUUCUACACUGAGUUCUCUUUUCCUGUCGUUCAAAAUCUAUUGGCCAAGCCUUUCCCUUCUAGCGUUGCAUAUACCCUAAAUGAGCGUUUUACAAAAGAAAAAAAAUG
Molecule: messenger RNA, 2048 nt
Organism: Aspergillus caelatus
Lineage: Eukaryota; Fungi; Ascomycota; Eurotiomycetes; Eurotiales; Aspergillaceae
Exons: 3
Coding region: 163-1815 (550 amino acids)
Source: RefSeq, a predicted model, not a curated record